Messenger RNA from Bolinopsis microptera, 2717 nucleotides. RefSeq names its product shaker-related potassium channel tsha2-like. The record is from RefSeq and is a predicted model, not a curated record. Gene Ontology annotation, molecular function: voltage-gated potassium channel activity. NCBI's taxonomy places the organism in Eukaryota, Metazoa, Ctenophora, Tentaculata, Lobata, Bolinopsidae. Gene Ontology annotation, cellular component: membrane; voltage-gated potassium channel complex. Bases 624 to 2099 code for a protein of 491 amino acids. Gene Ontology annotation, biological process: protein homooligomerization; potassium ion transmembrane transport. The transcript is spliced from 10 exons.
ACAUAAAAGCAAGCCCGUGUCACGGUUUAGAUUUAACACACGACUGGGCCAAGUACUCGACAUUUUUGAGAAAAGUAAUAGUUAGUGCUCCAACACUGUCACUCGUCCAAGUUGAUGAAGUGUUAAUGAAAUUUUGAUUACAUUUGGUCGUUCAGGCUAAACUUAAUUUAGUAAUUUAUCCGAGUAUGACUUUAAAUUAGAAUCGAAGUUGAUAUCAUCAUCCACAGAAAUUGCGUUCAAGAUUAAAUUUGUGUCGCCCCAAAAGUUAACAUUUCCGUUUCUUCCCCUCGCUAAGUUGUCAUUGAAACCUUUCUGGAAUAAUUGCAAUUUGAAUGAUCACUUUUCAGGCUUAUUUCUAAACCAAUAAGAAUGUAAAGGCAAUAAGAAUAAAGGGAGAGCAAUACCUCCUAUAAUUUCGUUACUUCUUACUUCUUACCUUUGCUCUCUUGCGGCACUUACUUUGAGACAUGUUUUCCUUAUUUAAUCCUUAUUUAAUCGUAGCGCUUUCAAUCGCUUGAUACUUUCCUACGUCUCGACGAAUUGAACUCAGCCCUGCUUAGUUCUUGCAAUUUCUGCACUUAGUCCUGCUUAUUCUGCUUAUUCCUGCUUAUUCCUGCAUAUUCAUGCUUAAGGAAUUAGUAUACGAGGUACUCUUAGGAAGGGAUAUACCUGAGCGAGUGCCAAUAGAAGUUCGACUUGACUGCAAGAACGCUAAACUAGUCAAGAUUGACUGCGGAGGAGAGAUGUUUAUCACAACUGAACAAUCUUUGUCUCGAUAUCCCAAUACCUUGUUAGGAGACCCUGACAGACGAGCUGCUUUUUAUGAUGCAAAGACAAGCAUGUACUACUUUGACAGAAAUCAGGAUCUGUUUAAUGCAAUCCUCUACUUUUAUCAGUCACCCGGAACCUUCCGUCCCCCAGAGAUGAUGGAUCCUGUAGUUGUUGAAGAAGAAUUAGAUUUCUUUGGUAUAGAUCUGGACCUCAUGAUAAAAGAAUACGACAGAAUUUAUUUAGAACUUCACCCCGAACUUCCUCCAACUCUAAAAGAGACUAUAAACAAAACGAUUACAGAUCCGAGCUAUAACAAAGCUGGAAUGGUAUGGGGCUUCAUGGAUCUGGCGUGCAUCAUAAUGACCAUAUCCUUGUUGGUUAUAGAGACAAUCCCAGCGUUCCAUGAUCACUUUAAGAAACCCUUUGCUAAAGAUGAGAUAACGGGACAGAUCCAGCCGUACAAGAUGGCCACCUACAUGUUGGAUGUGGUUAUCAACUUGUUCUUCACGGUUGAUCUUAUCAUUAAGUUUUUAUCCUCGAAGAACAGGAAGAGGUUCUUCUUGAACACAGUCAAUGUAAUGGAUAUCCUGGCAGUAUCCCCGUUCUACCUCGAGCUCCUCGUCUUCAUCGCUACUGGAGGGGAACCUUCUCCGCAUUUUUUUGCGCUCAAGGUGUGUAGGAUAGUUAGAGUCGUCCGAGUAUUGAAGCUGGUUAGACACAGUAGACAGUUGACGGAAGUACUUGAGCUACUUCAGGUGGUAUCGUCAGCAAAACAAGAGUUCAUAGUCCUGAUCGGAGUGGUGGGGGUUGUUAUCCUCCUUGUGGGCACCAUUAUGUACUUUGUGGAGUUCCAAAUCCCUGAUGAAGGCGACGAAAACGUUGAUUUUAAAUCUAUUCUACACGGUUGCUGGUGGGCCAUCGUUACCAUAACAACAGUCGGUUAUGGAGACCUUUUUCCGAAGUCUUCAUUAGGCAAGUUGACGGGAAGUUUUGUUGUACUGUUUGGAAUCGUGGUCCUCGCAUUCCCCAUGACCAUCAUCAUCUCCAAGUUCCAAGACUCCUUCACCAUCAAGAAACUGAUCGCCAACAAGGAAAUGACCCGAAAGCUGCGUGAAAUGGCCAUCAGUGGUUACUUGAAUAGUUACAACUCAUCCCAAAUAAUGAACGGGAAACCGAAAGCUCAUGUCCCUCGAAAAUCAGUUCUUAAAGAAGGCUCUCUGGAGACACCAAUCGAGGAGGCAGAGGAGUCACCAGCACCAGAAUAUCAGCAAUCUAUUGGACUGCCUCAAUCUAGCACUCAAUCAGAAUAUUCAGGGCCGUAUAAAUAAAUUUAUUAAACGGUCAAGUAAUGAAGGUACAAUGAAGUAAAACCCAAUUUUACGGGCCUGUUUUUUAUGCGAUUUUAAAACCAUUCGACUAUUCAGUAUUCAGUUCCCACACAACAUACGUCUAUCCCGUAUUAAACUAAUUACAACACUGAAAAUCUAUUACAUUUAUUAAGGAUGUUACAGAAGGAAUGUAUUUAAUGUAGUUUGAGGAGUCCUAACGUCCGACAAUGGCGUUUCUCUUGUCGCUAAUAUAUUCAAACAGAAAUUCUCACCGCAAUAUUCCGGCGAUUCUUACACAUAUUUUAAAUCCGGACGUUGAGUACACUGUAUUUAGUACCUGGGGCUGUGUUUUUUCACCAACAAUUGGUGUGUUCCAAGAAUUGAUGAGUUUUCUAUAAAUAGUAAGUUCAUUACUUCAUUUUCCAUUCAGCUGUAUAAGUAUUGUAUGUGUUUGAAAUGUGUGGUUCAUGGUUGUAGUGCAACCAAAACAGUAACACUUUGCUACCUUCAUAAUGUGAUCGUAACAUAUUUAUUGCAGAUUAUAUUGAGAAUUCAGAUGUUCCGAUUUAGAAAUUUGUCUAAUUCGUUUUUGUUCUACUAAGUAUUUUAAAAUCUUCC